Apis dorsata (giant honeybee) is the source of this 1248-nucleotide messenger RNA. Its product is annotated as translation initiation factor IF-2-like. Lineage: Eukaryota; Metazoa; Arthropoda; Insecta; Hymenoptera; Apidae. The record is from RefSeq and is a predicted model, not a curated record. The coding region runs from base 37 to 1137 and encodes 366 amino acids. The transcript has a single exon.
AAAUAUUUUCGAAAAAAAAUAACUAAAAGAUUAAAAAUGAAGCUACUGUUGCUGCUAUUAGCAUAUAUUUGUCUGGUACAAUGUGGUCCAGCGAAGAAGCAAGCUCAUGAUCAAGAAGCUCAAAGUUAUGAAUACGAAUAUGCGCAUGAACCAGCACUAGCACUUGUUGAUUCCGCUGCUUUCGCCAAAACUCCUGUCCUAGCCCCAACAUCAGUUUCACACAGUCACGGGAUUUCUCAUCCAGGUUUCAGUGUAGGUGGUCCUUUGGCCAACAUCGCGAAAGGCGCAGCGGAACAAGCGCAUACGCAAUUGAGCAAUCAACAUUCCGCAGCCGGACAAGCUGCAUUCGUUGCGAAAAAUACAUUGGCGCAAGCUGCUGCUCAAUCCGCAGCAACUGCGGCUGCAGCACUUGCUGGAAAACAGAUCGUAGUGCAAGGAUUGGAACAACAAUCAAAAGACGCUCAUGUAGCGGUAGACAGUGAAAAUUUACAACUACAACAAGCUGAACGUGCCGCAAGCGCAGCAAGAACUACCGCUAAACAAGCCAUGCAUCAAUUGCAAGUAGCUACAGCAGCUUUGAAUGCGGCCCAAGCCACGGCUGAUCGUGCAGCACAAGCUGCUGCUGAAGCUGCAGCCGAAUUGGCGGCACAAACUACUAUGCUUGGUCAAGCGAAAGCAAGAGCGGAAUCGGUAGAUGAACAACUUUCUGCUGCGCGUCUCGAUUACGAAACUACCCAAGCAGCUGCAGAAAAAGCUGCGAAUGCAGCCGCGGCUGCGCAAAAUAACGCUGCUGCUGCUGCUGCGCAUGUGGCUGAUAAUGCCGCUGCUUCUGCGCUUUUGACUCACGAACCAACAAAGCCUUCAUCACUUCCGAAACUUCCUUCUCAACAUGGACAUGCACCUGCAGUCGCAGAACCUACCCUCGGUCUACCUGCUCUUCGUUCACAUGGGUCUCUUCUCGCGUCAGCUGGAUUACAUCAAACGGAUGCUCUUGUAUCUACUGGUUAUCAAGAAACUAUUACUCUUCCAGCAUCCGGAUUGCUUCACGAGCCGAACGGUCUUCAUCGUUCGGAACUUCUUAGUCUAGCUAAUGCUUUACCGACUGAUAAUUAUGGUAUUAAAGGUUAUCGGUACUAGAUUCUUUCAAAUUGGACGUUUUAGUGGAAUCUAGUGUUAUUGUUGUCAUCGUUCAAGAAUAACGAAAUAUCAUGUCAGAUUGUAAAAUAAAUUGUUGAAGUAUCAAACGUA